Molecule: messenger RNA, 1521 nt
Organism: Colletotrichum truncatum
Lineage: Eukaryota; Fungi; Ascomycota; Sordariomycetes; Glomerellales; Glomerellaceae
Biological process (GO): cinnamic acid catabolic process; ferulate metabolic process
Cellular component (GO): cytoplasm
Molecular function (GO): carboxy-lyase activity
Source: RefSeq, a predicted model, not a curated record
AUGCCUGAACAUACAGCUCCGCAGAGCAACAAGCACGCUGCUGCUAGCUUCCGCCAGUAUGUUCAGGAGCUAGCGGAGGAGGGUGACCUUGUGUCGAUUUCCAAGGAGGUCGACCCUCACCUUGAGCUGGCUGCUAUAGUCCGAAAGGUAUACGAGACCGAGGACAAAGCUCCCUUGUUUGAAAACGUCAAGGGACGCAAUGAAAAUGGGCUUUUCCGUGUCUUGGGAGCUCCUGUAGGAGCCAGCAGCCUCCCUGGAAAGCGGUUCAUCCGCAUCGCCAAGUCUCUGGGAUUGCCUUCUACAGCUAGCGGCCGGGAUAUUGUCCAUGCCAUCAACCACGCUAAAAAGCUUGAUCCUAUUCCACCAAAAGAAUUUGAAUCGGGCCCCGUCAAAGACUUCAAGUUAUUUGGGGAUGAAAUUGAUCUGGAGACUCUUCCAGUUCCUCUCUUCCACCAAGAUGACGGCGGAAAGUACCUCCAGACUUUCGGCAUGUACAUCGUACAAAGCCCCGAUGGCUCAUGGGUUAACUGGUCGAUUACCCGCGGCAUGGUUAAUGGCAAACGCUCCUUGGUUGGGCCUACGAUGUCGGCUCAAGACAUUGGGGUUAUCAGGAAGAUGUGGCAGGACCGGGGCGAGGACAUGCCUUUUGCACUUUGCUUUGGUGUACCCCCCGCGGCUAUCAUGGUCGGCGGUAUGCCUAUUCCCAAGGGCGUCAACGAAAGCGGAUUCGUGGGUGGUUUGCUCGGUGAACCCGUGGAAGUAGUCAAAUGUGAAACCAACGAUAUUCGAGUGCCUCGUGGCGCGGAAAUUGUACUCGAAGGUGUCGUUUCCAGUACCGAAACUGCCAACGAAGGACCUUUUGUCGAAUAUCACGGCCACGUGUUCCCCGGUGCGGGUAAACCAGCCCCAGUUUUCAAGAUCAACGCCAUCACCUACCAAAAAGACCCGAUUCUAUCAAUCUGCGUUGCUGGAAGGGCAACAGAGGAAAGUGAGACUGUGUGGGCUCUCACACAGACGGCGGAGGUGCUCAACAUCUGUGAAGCGGCUGGACUACCUAUUGAAAUGGUUUGGAGUCCGUUUGAGUCUCAUUGUCUCUGGUUCGUAUUGCAGGUCAACUGGGCAAAGCUGCAAGCCCUCAACACCAAUAUGAAGGACUUCUGUGAAAAGGUCGGCCGGACAGUCUUUGCAUCAAAGCCUGGAUUUUAUAUCCCCAAGAUCUACUUGGUUGGAGAGGACAUCGAUCCGACUAACCUAAAUGAUGUUAUCUGGGCAGAAGCAACCAGGUGCCAGCCAGGCGUGAACGAGUUCUUCUUUGAUGAUUACGCAAACAUUCCCCUCAUCCCUUAUGUCAGUCAUGGACUUAAGGAGAAUAAGAACCAUGUCAAGGUUGUACGGUGCUGCAUGUUCCCUAUGGAGUUUACCGACUCCAGAAUAGAAUGGAAGCAUGGUUCUUUCCGUGGUUCAUACCCACAGGCACUUCAGGACAAGGUGGAUAGUCAGUGGGCUGAGUAUGGGUUUUAA